AAUGAACAUGGGUAUGACCUCCUUGACCCUAAACAUGAAGCCACCAAAUUGGAAGACCUUCCUAAAGUAUCGUUGAUGGAGGAUGGCGAUCAAAAUAUUCACCUUAAAAACCUAUCGAUCCAUCCAGCAAAUAAUGAGGAAGAAGCACUGAAUCUGUUAUUUCUUGGUGAUACAAACAGAAUGAUUGCUGAGACGCCGAUGAACCAAGCAUCAACUCGUUCUCAUUGCAUCUUCACAAUUCAUAUAUCAGCGAGGGAGACCGGUUCAGCUACUAUCAGGAGGGCAAAAGUACAUCUAGUGGAUCUUGCAGG
Molecule: messenger RNA, 311 nt
Organism: Anneissia japonica
Lineage: Eukaryota; Metazoa; Echinodermata; Crinoidea; Comatulida; Comatulidae
Product: kinesin-like protein KIF6
Exons: 3
Biological process (GO): microtubule-based movement
Molecular function (GO): ATP binding; microtubule binding; microtubule motor activity
Source: RefSeq, a predicted model, not a curated record